Cololabis saira (Pacific saury) is the source of this 1558-nucleotide messenger RNA. RefSeq lists its product as uncharacterized. The record is from RefSeq and is a predicted model, not a curated record. Gene Ontology annotation, molecular function: A2-type glycerophospholipase activity; glycerophospholipid phospholipase A1 activity. The transcript is spliced from 9 exons. Gene Ontology annotation, cellular component: cytoplasm. Gene Ontology annotation, biological process: N-acylphosphatidylethanolamine metabolic process. Lineage: Eukaryota; Metazoa; Chordata; Actinopteri; Beloniformes; Belonidae. The coding region runs from base 165 to 1301 and encodes 378 amino acids.
CGUCAGUGCCCAGCCAGGUUUCUGAUAAAAAGAGACAAUGUGUGGCCGGUGUGCAGUCAUGCAUUUGUUGCUGCCUGGAUCAAGAGAUAAAGAUAAAGAGCACGAUCUUACUUUCAGUUCAAUCAGUCCAGCAGUUCCAGCCGUCCUGAAUCCUCCACUUCAUCAUGUCUUCUCCCAUCUGCCCGGCCGCUCCAAUCAGGAAAUGCGUUGACACGGAUAACAAGGAGGUCAAACCUGGAGACCUGAUCAAGAUCUCCCGUGGUGGUCGUAAACACUGGGCUGUUUAUGUUGGUGAUGGAGACGUCGUUCACCUCGUGCCACACGGGAUGGGGGCUGGUACAGGCGUCGUGUUGAAAGAGAAGUUGGAGGACGUGGUGGAGAAGAACAAGUGGAAAGUCAACAAUCACCUGGAUAAUGAAUACACACCUCGUCCAGCUGAUGAUAUCGUGAAUAAUGCCUGUUCACUGGUGGAUACAGAGAAGCAGUACGACCUGUCGAAGUACAACUGUGAACACUUCGCCACUAAGAUGCGCUACGGCAAGCCUGAGAGUCGGCAGGUGAAGGCUGCAAUAACAGCAGAAGCGCCGGUAGCAACAAAAAUGGGAAGGUUUGCGUCUUUUGUUCUUGGACCUUCCUCCAGCUCAGACUCAGCCGCUACAAUCAUCAAAUACUUUGACAUGGAUAAAAGGGAGAUCAAACCUGGAGACCUGAUUGAGAUCCUCCGUGGUUUGUAUAACCACUGGGCUGUUUAUGUUGGUGGUGGAAACAUCGUUCACUUCGUAAACACUGGGUUGGGUUCAAGCUCCAGCGAUGGUGGUGAUGUUGGUGGCAAAGUGUUGAAAGAGAAGCUGCAAGACGUGGCGGGAAAUAACUACUGUAGAAUCAACAAUCGCCUGGAUUAUAAAUACAGACCUCAUCCAGCUAAUGAUAUCGUGGAGAAAGCCUGUUCACUGGUGGAUACAGAACUGCAGUACAACCUGAAGAAGUACAACUGUGAACACUUUGCCACUAAGAUGCGCUACGGCGAGCCUGACAGUCAGCAGGUGAAGGACGCAAUAACAGCAGUAGCAGCAGGAGCAGCAGCAGCAGGAGCAGGAGGAGGAGCAGCAGCAGCAGCAGCAGGAGCAGGAGGAGCAGCAGCAGCAGCAGCAGCAGCAGCAGGAGGAGCAGUAGUAGCAGCAACAGGAGCAGGAGCAGGAGCAGCAGCAGCAGCAGGAGGAGCAGGAGGAUUAGCAGUGGCAAAAGUAGAAGCAGCACGAGGAGUUUUAGCAGCAGCAGCAGCAGCAAGAACAGGCUCGUGAAAGCAGUUGUGGGACGUCAGGCAUUAAAAACUAAGUAAAACUAACUUGCAUAUCAAUCCAUGAUUCUUAUUUCAUAACAUUUGGUCAAAUCCACAUGACCUCACUUCAGAAAUGAAGGUGCCAGUUCAGACAAGUUAAUCAGUAAUGUUUUUCUCUUCAACUGACGAGGAGCAUGAUGUUUAUGUCAAAGAAAUCAAAUAUUUCAUAUGAUGUAAACACAAAUAUGAUUGAAGCUGAUCAGAUGAAUCAAUAAUAAA